This is a messenger RNA of Miscanthus lutarioriparius, 534 nucleotides long. The record is from the annotation of a GenBank genome assembly. NCBI's taxonomy places the organism in Eukaryota, Viridiplantae, Streptophyta, Magnoliopsida, Poales, Poaceae.
AUGUCGUCGAGGGAUCCGCUUGUUGUGGGAAGCAUCGUGGGCGACAUCGUCGACAACUUCGCAGCGUCGGCGCUGCUCCGAGUGAUGUACGGCGGGCGCGAGAUCACCUGUGGGUCGGAGCUCAGGCCGUCGCAGCUGGCCGGCGAGCCGACGGUGCACAUCACGGGAGGCCACUGCGACGGGACGCCGGCGUUCUACACGCUGGUGAUGCUGGACCCUGAUGCACCCAGCCCAAGCAACCCCUCCAAACGGGAGUAUCUCCAUUGGCUGGUGACUGACAUACCAGAAGGAGCUGGUGCCAAUCAUGGAAACGAGGUGGUGGAGUACGAGAGCCCCCGGCCAUCGGCGGGGAUCCACCGAUUCGUGUUCAUCGUGUUCCGGCAGGCGGUCCGACAAGCGAUCUACGCGCCCGGGUGGCGCGCCAACUUCAACACCAGGGACUUCGCCGCCUGCUACAGCCUCGGACCGCCCGUCGCCGCCACCUACUUCAACUGCCAGAGGGAGGGCAGCUGCGGUGGCCGGAGGUACAGGUGA